Messenger RNA from Scheffersomyces coipomensis, 1599 nucleotides. RefSeq names its product mRNA (N6-adenosine)-methyltransferase. NCBI's taxonomy places the organism in Eukaryota, Fungi, Ascomycota, Pichiomycetes, Serinales, Debaryomycetaceae. The record is from RefSeq and is a predicted model, not a curated record. Gene Ontology annotation, molecular function: mRNA m(6)A methyltransferase activity. Bases 1 to 1599 code for a protein of 532 amino acids. The transcript has a single exon. Gene Ontology annotation, cellular component: RNA N6-methyladenosine methyltransferase complex; nucleus.
AUGCAAUUUGAUGAAGCAAAUGUAUUCUUGCCCUUUGCUGAGUUUCUUCUUAGAAUUCAUGAAGAUUUAUUAAUACAACCACUUAGAGGUGAUCUCUGCAAAACUAUGGUGUUAUUUAACAAAUAUUUAAAUGAUAUCGACUCAGGAAUCCAAUACAAGUUAGAAGAGUUUUUUCAAUAUAUUAUUCUUUUCAAUGAAGUUAGUGGAAAUGCAUUAAGAUUAGAUAGAUCAAUUGAAUGUAAUAAGGAAAUUACAACCAUUUUAGAAAUGCCUAGACUUGUGUGGAUAAAUUUGGCAGCAUUAUCAAUUUUAAAGGAUCGAUUAUUAGGGAAUCCAUUUCAAGGGAUUGCUUUUAAAGCUAAACGGGUUAGACAUCAUAAGAAUGAUCAAGAUCACUUGUUGGACUUACUUGAUAAACCAAUUCUUACUAGAAUUGAAGCAGAAGUGACUAGUUCGUUGUCAGGUAGUAAUUUUCAUUGUGAUUACUUGACUUUAGACACAUUAUUAAGGAAACCUAAUAGUAGAUCCAUAUUAGCCAAAGAAAAGAUUAGAUUAAAAGUCUUAGAAAAACCAUUUUAUGAGGUUUGCAAUGAUUCUAAUCAUAAUCAGAUGCUUACUAGUUUUUGCUUUAAUAAAAAGGAACAUGGGAAUCAAAGUUUAACUAAACAAAAUUUUCCUGAUGUUAGUAUAAUUCAUCAAAAGUUAAAUCAAUACAAGAAUUUAAUGCCUCAGGAUAUCUUUGAAUGUUCUCAAACUAAGACUCACUAUUUACCUAUCAUUAAUAGUCAUACUGAUUAUUAUUUAGGAGAUUGCUCGUAUUUGGAUACUUGUCAUAAGAUGAAGACAUGUAGAUACUUGCAUUACUAUUCCCUUGCUCCUCUUUCAAACUUGGAUAUUGUUGAUCAACAACAAUUAGAAAAAUGUAAAAAUCAUGAAUACACAUUAGGUGAAUGCUUUACAGAAUAUCAAAGGCAGAUUGUACCUCCACAUUGGAUUAAUUGUGAUGUUAGAUAUUUACCAUUUCAAGUUUUAGGUAAAUUUGCAGCAAUUAUUUCUGAUCCUGCGUGGGAUAUUCAUAUGUCAUUACCAUAUGGGACAUGUAAAGAUGAUGAAUUAUUAUCUUUACCCAUGCAUGAAUUACAAGAUGAAGGGAUUAUUUUACUUUGGGUUACUGGUAGAUCAAUUGAGAUUGGUAGACGUGCUCUACUUAAAUGGGGUUAUCUGAUUUCUGAUGAAAUGAUUUGGGUGAAGCUUAAUCAAUUAAGAAGAACAAUUGUGACUGGAAGAACUGGUCAUUGGUUAAAUCAUUCAAAGGAACAUCUUUUAGUUGGAAUCAAGGGUGAUCCAAUCUGGUUAAAUCGUAAAAUGGAUGCUGAUGUGGUUGUUAGUAGCACUAGGGAAACUCUGAGAAAACCAGAUGAAAUUUAUGAUGUAGUUGAGAGAAUGGUUGGUGUUCAUUCCCGUAAAUUAGAAAUCUUUGGUAGAGAUCAUAACACGAGACCAGGAUGGUUAACUAUUGGAAAUCAAUUACAAGGUACAAACAUCGAGGAAGAUGAAGUUAAAUCAAGAUUUGAAACAUAUCUUAAAAAUCAUAAAUAA